This is a messenger RNA of Hydra vulgaris (swiftwater hydra), 1409 nucleotides long. NCBI's taxonomy places the organism in Eukaryota, Metazoa, Cnidaria, Hydrozoa, Anthoathecata, Hydridae. The record is from RefSeq and is a predicted model, not a curated record.
AUCGAGGUUGCCCUUAUGAUUUAGUUACAAUGGAUUCAAGCACAUACAAUUAAUUCAGUUUUAUUACUUCCUAGAUUGUUCUGACAUUGAGCCAAACUUUUGGGCAAUUGUUAAGCGUGUUUCAUGUGUUUUAAAAUCUAUAUGGUUAUCUGUCGAUCCACGGUUGCCUUUAAUAAACGAUAAGUCUAUUGAACAAAAAUUAAAAAUCUAUUUGCAACUGUAAAAAACAUAAAUCAUAAACAUUCAGAAGCAAAUAUCAAACGAAAUCUGGAUUCUAAACUAGAUAAACUUUUUGACAUAUCUGCUUGUUGCUGUUCAUUGGGCAUUGUUUCAUGUUACAAUGUUUAUGUAAAGUGCAAAAAAGAAAAACGCAAAACGGAACACAUUAUUUGCAUAUGCCCUAAAGAAGCAAAGGUCCCAAUAGAAAAAGAGUUUAUAUAUGAGACCAGUGUUUAAAAACAGGACCAAAAGGUCUAUAUCAGAUGUCUUCAGUAGAUAUGUCUGCUUUAAAACACAACAACAGGAUUAAACAGAAGGAAGGAAAUAUAUCACAUCACAAACAUAUUAAUAAUGAGGUUUCAGGUUCAUUACCAGAUCCCCCAGAAUGCACAUCUGAAAUUAUAAAACCUCAGGAACAUGAUGAAUGGCAACCGAGUAAAAGAACUCAGGCAGAUUAUAGUAUUCAAAAGUUUCCAAGAUAUGCUAUGGAGCUGGUCAGAGGCGGAUGUUCUUCAAAUCUUGGUGCAGCUCUUGGAAAUGCCUUACUCCAUGAUAUCAAGCAUUUAUUGUUACCGGAAGUUGACAUCAAUAAUAUUCUAAUGGAUAAGUGUGAAUUAGACAGAGCUAAGUCAAAAGUAAAAGUAAUUUCAAAAAAUGCAGAUUCAGAAGAAAAGACACAAUUGUUUUGUAUUGGUUUAGAUGAAAAGAUAGAUAAGAACAUGAAAAUGUACUUAAAAGCAAAUAAUUCUGAAGAAAAAAAUUUCAUAGUAAAAUGUUUUGGUGCAGAGCACCACCUUACUUUUACACAUGAGGAUGGCAAAUUUCACGGAAUCUACUUGACACACAGAACAAUACCCAUUGUUGGUGCAACUGGGGAUAUUCUUGCUCUUGAGACAUUUAGUGUACUUAAAGAAUAUGACAGCCUGGAGAGCAUCCGUGCUAUUCUUUUAGACAAUACUGCAUCAUGAAUCAUGCUCGAUGGUUAUCUCUUUCUAUACAAAUUCUUUGUUUAUACACUCAAGAUGUUUCUCCAAACGCAAGUCUGAAAAAGAUUACCCAUUAUAUUGGUAAAGUUUAUGCUCCAUCAUGGUUUCAAAUAAAUAAAUCUUCCAAACUGCAAGAUUUCCCCCAGAUUCUGUUUUUCACUAUUAAUCAAUUGAAUCUUAUUAAGUUUGAUGAUGUAAAGAAAA